Molecule: messenger RNA, 1600 nt
Organism: Eurytemora carolleeae
Lineage: Eukaryota; Metazoa; Arthropoda; Copepoda; Calanoida; Temoridae
Product: myosin-6
Exons: 6
Coding region: 89-1549 (486 amino acids)
Biological process (GO): nuclear migration
Cellular component (GO): meiotic nuclear membrane microtubule tethering complex; nuclear outer membrane; cytoplasm
Molecular function (GO): actin filament binding
Source: RefSeq, a predicted model, not a curated record
AUGAAAAGAACCUCUGUGUACAUGUGAUUGUGAUUUAUCGUAAUUUGUGAUAUAAUUGUGAUACUAAUAUCCCGUGUUUGAUUGAGUGAUGAAUUUGCAUUAUUAUAACGAAGAAAAUGCGUUAAAUCGUUUAAAUCCUGCAACAUCCAUUAAUACUGCAGCUGCUGAGGAAAUACGAGGUGAUUUAGAGGAUGCUUGCAGCAGUGCCAGGGAGCUUCAUUCAUCAACAAGAAAGCAGCUUACAGAGCUUGGACAGCUGCUCCCGCAGGGAACUCAAGAAAAGCUUUCUAAGACUGAGCUAGCUGCUGAGCAGCUGUUACAGCAGCUAGAGGAGUUGGAAGGUCAACACAAGAGGGCAAGAACAGUUAGAUAUGAAUUCCAGGUUGAUGUUGAGGAAGUGCAGUUUUGGAUUUCUAGAUCGGAAUCCAAGAUACAGGAUAGAAAUCUUCAACCUCAUCUGCUGAAGGAUAACCUGAACCAGAUCCAAGGAGAGGUGGGCGGUAUUACUGAGCAGCUCGACAACCUAACCACCAAUGGAAAGAUUAUCAUCGCCAACACGAAUAAUCAACCAGAGAAAGAACUGGUUCAAUCAACCAUAUCUAAUUUAUCUGAUCAGCUGACACAGUUAAAACAGCUGAUCGAGGAGAAGAAGAAUGCUGCAAACGACGCCAUUGACGCAUGGCAAAAGUUCCUGAGUAUGGAGGCAAUGGUUCGGGGUUGGAUUGAGGAAAAGAAAACUUUCCUUACUGAACCUCUUACUUUUACUAGUCUCAGCUCAGCCAAACUCAAACUUCAGGACUACAACGCUACCAUUAAGUCCAUCAAGAACGUGAAUAAGAACGUCGAGGAAAUGACGCGAGAACUCGGUAAGAUAACCUCGGUUGGAUCUGCAGGAGAUCUCCAGGAGAAGCUGAGUGAUACGGAGAAGGAUAAGUCGGAGAUAGAGUCUGGUCUACAAGAACGGAACGCUUUGCUCCUGGAGCUGACCGAGGAGUGGGAUCAGUGUGAGAGAAAGCUGAAGGAUACAAGAGUAUGGGCUGGGAAAGCCCGUGAUAGUCUGGAGUCUUUGCAAAAUAAAAAACGUCCUCUCCGGGACCAGCUGAAUCUCCGGGAGAAAAUGGUGAACGAUAUUACGAUACAGCGCAGGCGGGCAAUGAUGUCACUGGAGAAACUACAGAUUCAUUUCACAGAGGAGAUGGAAGGAGACCAGGACAUUCAUGUCUUGGGACGGGAGAUAGACUCGGACCUGGAGAAGCUGAACCAGGAGAUCAAGGAUCAGACCCAGGUCCUAGAGUCUUGUCUUUCUCAGCUGGAUCAAUAUCAUCAGGAGAUUGGUGUUCUACGGCAGAAAAUAUUGUCCUGUGAAGGAGAAUUAAGAACUGUCUCUAGUCCGGCUUAUCUAGCCAAGGACAGGGACAGGGCAGUAGCAGAACAAUCGGCUUGUAGAGAGAGAAUAAAAGGUUUCCAGUCCAAAAUCACAGCAUUUACCCAGCGAAUGAAUCUAAUCAACCAGCGAGGAACUCCCGAUCAGGAUUCAAUUACGUCAUAGUAAACAAACAAAUGAAAAUAAACCUGUGUCGAUCAAAAAAAAAUAUCACGG